AGAAAUAAAUUUUGUUUUCCUUGUUCAUUUCUUCAUUUCAUUUGUCCAAAUAUUUUUUCUCUGUAUUUGCAGGAAUCACAUCUGCAAGAAGCGAUAAUAGCACAGCAGGCAUGUACGUCAGGAAUUGCUAUUGAAAAUCAUGUUAUACCGACACCAAAGGUAUUUCUUGUUGGCCGACUUUGUUAUGAUUCGAUUUAUCCUGUACAGCCACCACCUUCUAAUAAUCAUUUAAUUAAAGUUCAAGCGUCAUUAACAAUUGAAAAGGAUCAACCAGAAUAUGAUAUUGAUAGUGAAGAUGAAAUUUGGUUAUCUGAUCAUCGAUCAUCGAUAUCAAUUAAUGAUUUCGAGAAAAUGAUGGAAUUAUUAGAAGGUGCUAGCAGCGAUUUACAAAUUUGUCAGCCAAGUGAAGCUCGCGCUCUUCUAAAAGAUUUUGAUGAUGAUCUCAUUGACGAUGUUUAUGAUUAUUGGUUGCAAAAGCGAAAAGAUGUUGCCGCACAGCGAAAUGUGGCAUCUUUAAUACCAAAAAUAAAGACCGAUAGUCGUCGCGACUCGUUAGGGUCGUCAAAUCCUUAUGUAGCAUUUCGAAGACGAGCUGAGAAGAUGCAGACGAGAAAGAAUCGUAAAAAUGAUGAGGAUUCUUACGAAAAAAUCAUGAAACUUGGGCAUGAUCUUUGUAAAGCACUUGUGAUUUUUAACAUGAUAAAGAAAAGGUUGGUUCAAAUAUUGUUUUUUUCUUUGACUUAUUUUCUUAGGGAGCAAGCAAAAACAGCAUUGGUCAAUUUGGAUGAAGCGGUAGCAAAUGCUCGAUCUAGCAUCGAUGAUAUGAAUGGUUCUUAUUACAAUCAAAUUGUAGCGAAAUUGAAAGCAGAACAGAAUCUGCAGAAUGCUGCUGAAAAGGAAACUGAUUCAUCCUCAUUGAGUGAAAUAUCAAAAAGUACCAGCAGUCCUGUACGAUCAAAAAACAAAAAAUGUCGAAAAUAUUUAAACGCCAACUUGCCCAAAGAUGAUGAAAUUGUUAGUCGCGCAUGGCUGAAGAGAAAUAUUGAGUUAUGGAAUCGUCCACCACUUGUUAUUAGUGGUGUUGGCGCUACAUGCUUUCAAUUACCGGGCUCAAAAGUUGGCGUAGAUAGAAAUGCUGCUACUUCAUCUGACUCUGCGGCUGAUGGACGCUAUGCGUUCAAACGUCGACGUGGAUGUAUGUAUCGCGAAAGUUUACCUUCAUGGAUUUCUAGAAAAUAUGCUCAUAACAGGAGAACAGGUUCAGAACGGGCAUUACAUAAUGACCUCGUUGAGCAUACAGGUAGUGAUCGAUCUCGGACCUCGUUAUCGGGUAUUUAUAAAAAAUCUGCUAAGAUUGUACAAGAUUUAUCGUUAAACUUUUAUCAAACCUCUUUACCAUUAAGUAUAUUUGGUGGAAUACAACGUAUUGGCUAUGCUCGACGAAGGCUUGGCCGCGGUGGAAGGAUAAUAUAUGACCAUGUGGUUGAUCCAUGUCCUUCUACAUCACAAUGUACGGCCGAUGAACUUUUAUAUGCUGAUUACGCGGGUAUUCUCAAUAACUCAAGGUCAUAUCAGCCAGCAGUUGUUGAAACGAUAAAUGAUGAUAUGGAAACAUCAACUGAUUCUGAUGAUAACGAAAGGGUAGACCCGCAGUCCUCAUCAGUAAUCAGAAGUUCAUUGCAGAAUUGUUUCUCACAUGAAAAGUUACCAUCCUCUUUCGAACAGAAGACAAGGAAUGAUAGAAUUGUACAAAAUCAAAUGUAUAAUCAAGAAUUACGGUUAACGACUGACAACGAUGUGCAGUCAUCAAUGUUGGGUACUUAUCGAAAGGCUAAUGGUUUUUAUGCAAACACCAGGAAUAGUCUAUCAAGUGUGAAUGGAUCUUUAACUUCAUCGGUUGAUUCGUAUCAACUAGUUAAUAAUACGGAAACAGUUCUCACAACACCCGCAAAUGGUCAGUUAGUUGUCACAGCAUGCAGUUUGACCGGUGGCACUGUAUUUCAAUCACCAUCAUCAUUCGUUCCGAUUGCUACCUCUACACACGUAAUACCAUCUCAGCAAUCAGGCCCUCAAGCGCUAAGCAGUUCUCGUCGAGUCAACUAUCUGGAGAAUCGUGUUUUGGAUUCGUCGAUGCUAACGAAUCGAUUUCCAGUCACAAAUCCUUAUGGAUCAUCUAAUCAAGAAUCGGUUGCAUAUUCAUUACCUAGAUCAUCUGAGGCGAUGUAUGUUUCGAAAAAUAUUGAAACACCUCAAACGCCUUAUAAUCCUGCAUUUCGAACUACUCUGCCGGCACAUCGUUCACCGGUUGACGCUAUCGCAAAACGUAUGGAACAUGUUGAGUUAUCUCAACAACAACAACAGUCAUCUAUGGGGCCGUCACAAGAGAAUGUUUAUAUUUGUCGGCCUGCUGAUAGGUCGUUGGUAAAUGGUGCUAAACGGCAGAAAGUGUCAAAUUGUAUCCCACAGUUAACAAUUUCCAAGGUUAUGGACGCUAAGACGAAUGGCGAUUCGCUGUUGACACUUGGUUCUUAUGAUACUAAACGACUUGAAUUAGCCAUUGUGGGCAGCGGAACUCGAAUAAAGCCACCACCAUCAUUUGCUUCUACUCUCCAACAGACAACAGUUCUUCCAUCGGUGUCGUCAUCACUAGCCAAUUUGCCAGAAAAAACUCCACAACUAAGUCAUUUAUUAAAAGUCUCAGUAUCAAAAAUGCGAAACGGAGUAACCGUACCAACGUUUAGUACAUCAAGAACAACUCCGGGAAAUGUCACUGAAUAUCACUCUUCAAUUAUUUCUGCUCCUAUUUCCAGUAAUAGUCAUUUCGACAUUAACAAUGCGAAAACAAUGCAACCGAUUGCAGUCGGUGAUCUAGAUAUGCCUGUGACAACGAUAUCAACGAUAGCGAAGACUGCAUCAGUUGUAACACAUGUUACUCCAAUAAGAUCUGAAGCAAAACUAUUGAAUGCAUUGCCAGUUAAUGUGAUUUCAUCGCCGUUAACACUAACUACAACAACACCAACGACAACAGUUAGGUGCAGUUACGACUGUGCAACAACAGCAGUAAGCAAAUCAUCAAUACAGCAAUAUAUGGUAGCAGCGCCUGUGCCGCGAACUACUAGUAUGUCAGCGAUACAGCAACGGGUAAAUUCCGAUAUACGAACAUGUCGUAAAGCUGCUGCAUCAGCUCCACUUUCUGUGAUCGAAGCAACAUCAAAUAAUGGUGGAGAUAAUGGUGGUAAUAAUAUCCAUAUUAAUAAUAAUGAAGGAUUAUUAAAUCAGUAUUCGAAAACAAAUGAAGAUGAGAAACAGUGUUUAGCAGAUGGAUAUUGUUAUACUGCGUCCCGAUAG
This is a messenger RNA of Dracunculus medinensis (Guinea worm), 3348 nucleotides long. Lineage: Eukaryota; Metazoa; Nematoda; Chromadorea; Rhabditida; Dracunculidae. The record is from the annotation of a GenBank genome assembly.